Molecule: messenger RNA, 1100 nt
Organism: Arvicola amphibius (Eurasian water vole)
Lineage: Eukaryota; Metazoa; Chordata; Mammalia; Rodentia; Cricetidae
Product: G patch domain-containing protein 11-like
Exons: 1
Coding region: 282-1070 (262 amino acids)
Cellular component (GO): kinetochore
Molecular function (GO): nucleic acid binding
Source: RefSeq, a predicted model, not a curated record
AGCGCGCUGGGGGAUCGAAGAGGUAAAGCUACAUAUUUAGGGUCUGUGGACACCCAGGAAAUUUUGAUUGAGGUCGGUGCUAGUUGGCUGUGACUGCCCAUCACGACGUCAGCAGCGCCCCAUCCGUGAGUGGUGGUUUUGGAGCAAAAUCACCAAGACCUGUAUUCGCUGUGGCUGAGAACAAAUCAUUUAGCCGGAUUGAGCCUUAAUUCUUUUAGCUGGAACGUGGAGCUAACUGUUCAUAUCUAUUGAGCUGUUGAUGAGCUAGGCAGUGUUGUCAUAUGAAGUUGAACAUGGCAGAAGAAGAGGAUUACAUGUCAGAUUCCUUCAUUAAUGUUCAAGAAGACAUCAGACCAGGCGUGCCCAUGCCGAGGCAGAUCCGAGAGGCCCGUCGAAAAGAAGAAAAGCAGCAGGAAGCUAAUCUGAAAAACAGGCAGAAGAGUGUGAAAGAGGAAGAGCGGGAAAGACGUAACAUUGGGUUGAAGAAUGCACUAGGCUGUGAAAACAAGGGGUUCGCUUUGCUCCAAAAGAUGGGAUACAAGAGUGGCCAGGCUCUGGGCAAGAGCGGAGAUGGCAUUGUUGAACCAAUUCCUAUCAAUGUCAAAACAGGAAAAAGUGGCAUAGGUCACGAGUCAUUACUAAAACGGAAAGCGGAGGAAAGGCUAGAAAACUACAGGAGAAAAAUCCACAUGAAAAACCAAAAUGAAGAAAAGGCUGCCGAGCAGUUCCGGAUGCGCCUGAAAAGUAAGCAGGAUGAGCUGAGGCUCGAAGGCGACCUGAGAAGGAGCCAGCGAGCUUGCCAGCAGCUAGACGCCCAGAAGAAUAUUCAGGUUCCCAGGGAGGCAUGGUACUGGAUAAGGCCUGAAGAGGAGACUGAGGAAGAGGAAGAGGAGGAGCAGGAUGAAGACGAAUACACAAGCGAGGAUUUGAGUGUGCUGGAGAAACUGCAGAUACUCACUGGCUACUUACGAGAAGAACAUCUAUAUUGCAUUUGGUGUGGGACAGCCUAUGAAGAUAAAGAAGACCUAUCUUCAAAUUGCCCAGGACCAACCUCUGCGGAUCAUGACUGAGAUUGUUCCCAAUAAAAUAAAAACUAUUUA